This is a messenger RNA of Somion occarium, 1961 nucleotides long. The record is from the annotation of a GenBank genome assembly. NCBI's taxonomy places the organism in Eukaryota, Fungi, Basidiomycota, Agaricomycetes, Polyporales, Cerrenaceae.
UAUUAUCGGUGUAUCUUUAUUGAGUUGUACUUCUAGUCUCCUAAUUCAUCCUCGCAUCUUCAUCUCACCGCUUUCUGUGCGUGAUGCCCGCUACGGUUAUUCGGCUUGGUAUUUUAAUCUCCCCUCAAGAGGGGCGGCGACACAAUCGCCAAUUAUGCGAUUGUUGCUGGGGCAGCCGCGUUGCAGGGUGACUCCACGCCUGCAAUACAUUGUUGUCUAGUAAAGUGGUGACGGGGAUGAGAAGAUUCUCUGUUUCCGGCCAUCGGUUUCCCUUCCUCUCACCUCUCAACUUAGACGCAAUACUCAGACAACGGUGAUUCUUCUGCGUUUUCCAGACCCCGCUUAUUCGUCUCAUGCCGUCUUACCUACUUCACCUUCAGCUUGAGAACAGUAUAUCGUCACUAAUCUCCCGCGAUUGUUCCGUUUUCUCAAUGUCUGGCUCGUUCUCUCGGUAUCGUCCAGGUACCCAGGUCCCUCAUGAGCCACAGAGGCCCUCGUCGUCGCCGCCUUCUAACACUUUUGUGUCUCUUAAUAUCCCCCAAGUGGAUAUCCUCAGGCCAUUUUCUGACUCAAUGACAAGCCAAUUACCCAACGAGACCUUAUUCGCCAUUUUAGAGCACCUACAAUCAAAUACACUCAUACCCGUUCUUCGCGUGUCACGCCGAUUUCAAGCAAUCGCAGAACGGAUUUUGUACGCAAACAUCUGCAUCGUCGAGACCCUCCCACGAUCUUCUCCCGUACCCUACGCGACGGCGUGCUGCUUUAAAACCCUUCUCGAUCGACCCCAUCUUUCCGAAGUCGUCAAGAGGAUUUCCAUACGAUGGCAAACAGAGUCUGGCCCUCGGGAGCAGUACAUGCCAUAUGUCGAACCAGUCCUCGAAACCAUGAACCGUGCAUUACGCAGCUUGACCGCUCUGGAAACAUUGGAGCUCGCCUUCGGCUUAUCAGGCGGCACCAUUUCUUCCCGGGGCAUCCUGGAAGGCUGCUCAUUCCCCGCACUCCGAUUGUUUUCUCUCAGCGGUGUCGGCAGAGGAAGUCUUAAUCCUAAGACUCAUCCAACACCCACACCGCCCAUCGAAUGGUUUCUCAGCGAGACACCGUCCAUCCAACAUUUGCGACUGGCAGAUUGUCAUGAGACGCUGGAGCUACAGCCGUCUGACCUCCCCUUUCUCACAACAUUUCGGGGAUCCGCUCCCACCGCUGCCUCAGUCCUCCCUGGACGACCGGUGCAGCUGCUUAGUCUCGUUGGGCAUGAGUUUGUUACGCAGCGGGACCUUGAGCGCAUUGCGUGCUCGAGUGCGCGGAUCAGGUGGUUAGAUUUAAGUUCAAUGUCGGUGACACCUAUCCUACUUCGGGAUAUUUCGCGGCAUUUGUUCGGUGUCGAGUAUCUCAAGUUGAAGUUGGCGCUACGACAUACACUGCAUCAUGCUCUCUCAGGCAUCAGCCUGUUAGCGGGUCUCACCUCUGUCCUUGGCGCAUUUCCGGAGCUUUACCAACUUGACCUGUCACCGACGAACAUCGAUGCCAUCUCGCCGGGAAACGCAGCUGAAGAAGCUCAAUUAUGCACCACUUGGGCUCGCGGAUGUCCCUCUCUUCGUCAUAUUGUCUUCCCCUCCAAGAUCGAGUGGAUUCUGAACGAACAAGAUAUGUGGAUCCCUCAAGCAGGCUCGCCUCCGAGCCACUAAGCCGGAAAAGAGAUGUAGAGAUGUCAGAGCGUAUUCGUUCUUGCUUGCUUUCCUUCUUGGUAUGCCGAACCUUUGGCCCAGCUAUGACCUUAUAUGACUCUAUCCUCUCUCGCAAAGCAUCCGAACACCUUCAUUCUUUCGUUCAUAUCUCUCCGUCUUGUUCCCUAUCGCCGAAUCGCCGUAUCAUCGUAUAUCAUAAUGGCAAUGUCGACCCUAGUAAUGCACUCUAGGCUUCGCUAUCACUCAAUGUUGUAUUUAUGGCACCAAUCUACCUUC